Messenger RNA from Clonostachys byssicola, 403 nucleotides. The record is from the annotation of a GenBank genome assembly. NCBI's taxonomy places the organism in Eukaryota, Fungi, Ascomycota, Sordariomycetes, Hypocreales, Bionectriaceae.
AUGACUGGAAAGCAAGGUCGACCAUCUUUCCUCACACAUCUCGCCCAUCUCGAUGUGAAGAUAUCCCCGGUCUACGCCCCCGGCCUGCGCAGGGAAACCUUCUGGCGCUUCGUCGCACACCUGUGCCCUGAACUCGAAGUCCUGAGACUACUCACCGCGUCCACCGACCGCUGCGACCAGGACCCCAACUUCGUAGCGGAGCAGGAGGAUGAUUUAGGGGAGGACUGGUGGCAGCUGGAGGACCUGAUUCCCCUGCGGAGCCUGCUCAGGAGCAUGAGAGACCCCGGAGGCGGUGACGCGGUAGAUAUUUUCUCCUCCGUCAGGACCUUCGAGCUCUGCCUGAUGGACUCGAUCUGUCGGCGGGACAUGACGCACUGGGCUGAGAUGCAGGAGGGCGCGAUAG